AUGGCGAAAUACGAAGCCCAACAUGCGAAUCCCUCGGGUCCUGGUGAUACUCGACCAACGGCUGUCCAAAUUGUACAGGACGAAGAGCUCAUCGGUAAACUGACGGACAAAGUUGCAUUUGUCACUGGUGCCAACCAGGGGAUUAGCCUCGAAAUCGCCCGGGCACUUUACGUCACUAGGGCUACUGUUUUCCUUAGAGUCAGGGAUCUAAACAAAGGCCAGGAAGCAAUAGCCAAGAUCUUAUCAACCAGCGACCAUAAAUUCCCAAAUACUUUACAGGCAGUUGAACUAUCGCUCGACUCACUGGAAUCGGUCAGGAAAGCCACUGAGACAUUUCUUACGAAAAGUAAGCAACUCAACCUUCUCAUUCUCAAUACUGGAGUCAUGGCCACACCACUUAGCAAGACGAAAGACGGAUUCGAAACUCAAUUUGGCAUCAUCCACCUAGGACACUUCCUGCUCGCAAAUUUGUUGAUCCCCACACUCAUACAGAGUAGCACUCCACAAUUCAUAUUGAGAGACUCAUACGAUCCCUGGGUCUCUUAUAUCCAGUCGAAGACGGCUAACAUCUACUUUGCCAACGAACUAGAGAGACGAUACGGGACAAAAGGUGUACAUAGGAUAUCGAUGAAUCCGGGCAACUCGACCACGAUCCUGGACCAGUACCUGGACCAGCAAACUAUUGAAGACGCGAAAAAAAACACAGAACUGAUGUCGUAUUUUAAAAGCCCCGAACAAGGUGCAGCCACAGCUAUAUAUGUAGCUAUCGGCCGAGAGUGGGAGGGGCGUGGCGCUAUCUAUCUCGCAGAAUGCUCACAGCAGGGGCCGACUAAGUCUCAAAAUCCGCUAGACACCCAAGAUCAGGGUUACGCCAGUUGGGCUUUCAAUGAACCCGACGCAGUGAAGCUUUGGGAAAUUUCUUCAGAGCUUGUUGGACUAGAACGUAUCCACAAUAGCAGCGAUUGA
Messenger RNA from Clonostachys byssicola, 966 nucleotides. The record is from the annotation of a GenBank genome assembly. Lineage: Eukaryota; Fungi; Ascomycota; Sordariomycetes; Hypocreales; Bionectriaceae.